AUGGCUGGAAAGUUCGAACCCAAGGUACCCGUCAACCUGGCUCCUCCCAAGGACGACCCCAUUACCCUCGAUGAGUUGGCCAAGGCCGAUGGCUCGGAUCCCAAUGGAAAGACAUACGUUGCGAUUAAGGGUAUCGUCUAUGACGUGACAGGCAACAAGGCAUACCAACCAGGCGGUUCCUAUAACGUCUUCGCCGGGAAGGAUGCCUCCCGCGCUCUCGGUAAAACCUCAACAAAGGCUGAGGACGUCAGUCCCGAGUGGCAAGAUCUCCCCGACAAGGAGAAGGGAACCCUCAGCGACUGGGUCACCUUCUUCUCCAAGCGGUACAACGUUGUCGGCCGCGUUGCCGGAGCAACCAACACGGAGUGA
Molecule: messenger RNA, 369 nt
Organism: Colletotrichum higginsianum IMI 349063
Lineage: Eukaryota; Fungi; Ascomycota; Sordariomycetes; Glomerellales; Glomerellaceae
Product: Cytochrome b5-like Heme/Steroid binding domain-containing protein
Exons: 4
Coding region: 1-369 (122 amino acids)
Cellular component (GO): endomembrane system; membrane
Source: RefSeq, a predicted model, not a curated record